Orbicella faveolata is the source of this 5843-nucleotide messenger RNA. Its product is annotated as solute carrier family 2, facilitated glucose transporter member 8-like. Gene Ontology annotation, molecular function: sugar transmembrane transporter activity. Gene Ontology annotation, biological process: transmembrane transport; carbohydrate transport. Lineage: Eukaryota; Metazoa; Cnidaria; Anthozoa; Scleractinia; Merulinidae. The record is from RefSeq and is a predicted model, not a curated record. Gene Ontology annotation, cellular component: membrane.
GUCGGUCCAUAAACACGCGAAAAAGAACUUGGCCAAAUACUAGCCAUCUUGACCACACGCCUGAUCAAUAACCUCUAUUUUUCAGACCAGACGAGGGGUGGCACCGGGAACCGUUGCGUGACUUCGGCCCGUCACGGGAUUUACACGCCUCAUGUUUUCAAUCUUCCCCAACUCACGUGAAGCAUGACUAGAUAUUUAUUCCGUGUGUCAUAUAAACCAGCUAGAUGUUUACAGCAUGCAAGGAGGAGUGGUUGAUUUACAAUAACCUUGCAGCUUCGAAGCAUCUAAAAUGGCUGAUCUCGAGUCAACGAAUGGCGGUUUAGAGAAGCGUGAAUGUUCACUCUCGUGUUCCAUUCAAUCUGAGCGAAACAAAGACAAAGAAAGAAUUCGCAGAGCAAUUCUAGCCACUUUUAUUGCUGCCCUUGGACCGCUCGGCUUUGGGUACUGUGUCGGUUAUUCAUCCUCUGCGUUAGAGGAUUUAGCAAGUGAAUCUGCUGCUGUACGGUUAAAUGACAUACAGGGCUCCUGGUUUUCGUCCUUAUUUCCUCUUGGUGCCAUUUUUGGAGGUCCCAUUGGUGGAUGGGCGAUAGACAGAUUAGGUCGGAAGGGCACCAUAAUGCUCUGUGUCAUUCCUUUUGAACUGGGAUGGUUACUCCUCGCCUACGGCCAGAACCGUGGCAUGCUGUACGCUGGUCGUGCCAUCACGGGCUUAGGUUGCGGUAUAGUCUCACUUGCUGUUCCGGUUUACGUUGCUGAGACUGUAUCUGCACGGAUUCGUGGUGCAUUAGGUUCUGUUUUCCAACUAGCAGUGACAGUCGGCAUUUUAUUGGCAUACGUAAUGGGUGUCCUGUGCAGGUGGAGGUGGGUGGCAUUCGUAGGAGCAAUUCCUUCAGCAUUACUUCUCUUCCUGAUGUGCCCCAUGCCAGAGACACCUCGCUGGUACCUUGGAAAGAACAGGAGAAGUGAAGCAUUGUGUGCCCUGCUUUGGUUAAGAGGCCCUGAUGCUGACAUCGAAGAAGAAUGCGCGGCAAUCGAGGAAACGUUUGAGAGUCAUGAGCGCCUUCAACUGCGUGAUUUGUUAUCACCAGUGAUAGCAAAACCCCUGAUAAUUAGCACUGGUUUAAUGGUUGUCCAACAAUUUUGCGGAAUCAAUGCAGUGCUCUUUAAUGCUGCAUCCAUCUUCGGAACGGCAGGCUUCUCAAACGGAAAACUUGCCACCAUUGCAGUGGGCUUGGUUCAGUUUGUGGGUACAGGUCUGGCCUGUUUGCUUAUGGACAAGGCGGGACGUCGGAUCCUGCUACUGACCACAGCACUUGGGAUGUGCGUGUCUCUUCUGGCGCUUGGUGUUUAUUUCGAAAUCUACAUCCCUCCAACAACACCACCACCACCAACGGAUGAAAGCUUGGCUAGUGACACGGUCUCCCAGCUGGGUUCCAUAAGUCAUUCUGUCCCAGCCAAAACAAUUUCCUGGCUGUCCAUCUUGUGUAUUGUUCUGUUCAACCUCAUGUUUGCCAUCGCGUGGGGACCAGUCCCAUGGCUUGUCAUGUCAGAAAUAUUUCCCCUGCGAGCACGUGGCCCAGCGAGCAGCUUUGCAACUCUGACCAAUUGGACAAUGGCUUUUAUUGUUACCAUGACAUUUAAGUCCAUGGUGGCUACGCUCACCAAUCAAGGCGUCUAUUGGUUUUAUGCCGGGUUCUGUUUAAUGGGAUUCAUUUUUGUUUUCUUCCUUAUGCCAGAGACAAAGGGGAAAACCUUAGAGGAGAUAGAAGCUAUGUUUGACAAAGGUAAAGGCUAUCAGGAAAUUAAAAGCAUCUUACAGUUGAUCAAAAUGGUUGUUUCCGAGUUAGACAGCGAAUACAAUCCUUCGAGUUCCGUUCAAUCUGAAGGAAUGGCAGGAAAGGACAGAAUAGGAAGAACAAUUCUUGCCACUUUCAUCGCUGCUCUCGGCCCGCUUAGCUUCGGGUACUGCCUUGGAUAUUCAUCUUCUGCUUUAGAGGAUUUAGAAAAGGCCAAUGCAUCUUCUGCCGUUCGUUUAACCAGUGCUCAGGGUUCCUGGUUUUCGUCCUUGGUCACUGUGGGUGCUGUUUUUGGAAGUCCAGUUGGUGGAUGGGCAAUUGACAGGUUUGGCAGAAAAGGCACCAUAAUGUUUUGUGUUGUACCCUUUGAGCUGGGAUGGCUACUCAUCAGCUAUGCGCAGAACCAUACCAUGCUCUACACUGGCCGUAUCAUAACAGGAUUAGCUUGCGGCAUUAUAUCACUUGCUGUUCCGGUCUACAUAGCAGAGAUUGUCGCAGCACGAAUGCGUGGUAUGCUAGGUUCCGUUAAUCAACUGGCAGUGACAGUUGGCCUUUUAUUUGCCUAUGUAAUGGGUGUCCUGUGCAAGUGGAGAUGGUUGGCAUUUAUUGGUGGGGUUUCCCCAGCAUUGCUUCUCAUUCUGAUGUUUACUAUGCCAGAGACACCUCGUUGGUCAUUAGGAAAGAACAGACGAAGUGAAGCAUUGAGAGCCCUGCUUUGGUUAAGAGGCCCUGAUGCUGACAUCGAAGAAGAGUGCUUUGCCAUCGAGGCAACUCUUGAUCGCCAUGAAAAACUUCAGUUGCGUGAAGUGUUGUCACCAGUAAUAGCAAAACCCCUGAUAAUUAGCUCUGGUUUAAUGGUUGUCCAACAGUUUUGUGGAAUUAAUGCAGUGCUCUUUAAUGCUGCACACAUCUUUGCCAUUGCCGGCUUUUCAGAUGGAAAACUUGUCUCCAUUGCAGUGGGCUUGGUUCAGUUUGUUGGAACAGGUCUGGCCUGUUUGCUCAUGGACAAGGCAGGACGACGGAUUCUGCUGUGGACCACAGCACUCGGGAUGUGCGUGUCUCUUUUAGCGCUUGGUGUUUAUUUUGAAAUCUACAUCCCACCACCAACAGAUGGGGGUUCAACCAGCGACACAGUUUCCCUGCUGGGUUCCAUAAGUCAUUCUGUGCCAGCCAAAACAAUUUCAUGGCUGUCUAUCUUGUGUAUUGUUCUGUUCAACCUCAUAUUUGCUCUUGCGUGGGGACCAAUCCCAUGGCUUGUCAUGUCAGAAAUAUUUCCUCUGAGAGCACGUGGUCCAGCCAGCAGCUUUGCAACUCUGGUUAAUUGGACACUGGCCUUUGUUGUGACCAAAACAUAUGACUCCAUGGCAGAUACUCUCUCUAUUCAAGGAGUCUAUUGGUUUUACGCCGGAUUUUGUUUUGUGGGAUUCAUUUUUGUUUACCUUCUUAUGCCAGAGACAAAGGGUAAAACCUUAGAGGAGAUAGAAGCUUUGUUUGACAAAAAGAAAAAAAAUUACCAGGAAAUAAGAUAAAUCAAAUUAAGUACUUUCACAAAACAGGGUACACUAGAACAUCUGUUAUGGACACCUGGACACUGUUUAUAUGUGGCCCAGACAGUGAGUGCAGUUAAUGUUUUAGAUGAUUCUGCAGAACAUUCGAGCAAUAAUGGCAAAAAUUAAGUUACCAAAAAAACCUCAUGACAUGGUAAUGUUUUGAAUAAAGGUAGGAAGAUCUUAUCGAGACCUUAGCUCUCAAGCUGACGCUGCGAGAGAAAAUUGAACUUGUAGUUAUCCAUAUUUCUAUUAAAACGGACGUUUCACGUUAGUUAAAAACAGUGCAAUAACACAUGCCUUAAGCAUUCUUAAAAGGUUUGGCAUUAAAUUUCUCAAGAAUGCUUGGGGAUUUAAUCACGGGGUCACCUAGAGAAAUGAAUUACAGUGAGAUGUUGUAAAUAGUAUUCAAAAAUGUACCAUGCUAUAAGUAGAUUUCUAGUAAAUAAUUUUUGCACUUAUUGCGCGAACUUUGAGCAGAAUCCAUCUUAACCUCUUGCACAUGGACACAUCACGUCAUGGAAUAUUUCUGUUGCCAAGGGUUUCCACUUAUGGAUGAUUUGAUUGUACAUUGCAUUCAGCGAAUGUUACUUUGAACUUUUUAAGGCUUAAAUAUUGUUAGAUAUCUCUGAAUUCUUUGAAGUAACAUUACAUUUGUGUAACAGAAAGCACCUAAUGUAAUAUUCCAAAAUUUGCUAGGGGAGACUGCCACUUUCUUGAACAAGAGUUUUGGGAGAGAAGUAUUAAUAGACAUACUUUAUUUAAUACUUGGAUUUAAUACAAAGUGGUCAUUCCAGGGAAUUUUAUUUUAGUCCUUAGCUUUUUUUUAGCUGCUUUUUUUCACAUCUUGGCAUUUUUCUUUCUUGAGAGUGAUUUUUGCUGAUGUCAUUGUUUACAUUUUUCCUCAUUAACAUACAUCUUUACAUAGAGAAGCCAGCAUAGUAAAUACAAAUUGACUCCAAACACAUAAAGAGCCAGUGAAAUUUAAUAGUUGGUAAAUUUUUGGGCUCUUUGGUUGAAAUAUUCAUGGAGAAAUUGGCUUUUCAAAAGUGCAAAAUUUCUGGGUGGCAAGAGCUUAAAAUUAAUGAGCUCACACAUUCUUGGUAAUAUUCAGAACUCUAAAUGCACAUUUAAUCCUUUAAGCCCCAGUAGGAAUACUGUAUUUUUCUGACAUGGUCACAGCUGUGGACCCGACCAAAAGAAAUGUAGUGAAAUUUAUUGUUUGGGGUAUGUCAAAAUCACCACAGGAUGUCACAGAUUGGAAAUUGACUAGUGUCCAAAAGGGAAAGAAAAACAUUCAAAAACACCUUGUUCCUUGUAUGUAUUGGGUACAUCCCUGAACUAUAGUUUAAUUUGCAGCUCUUGGUGUGCACUUUUUUGCCAGAUAUUCACUUGACUGUAAAAGUGUAACUGGCAAAAAGGGGUGGUUAAUCAAGUUCUGGUAUAUGGGGUGGGGGGAGUAUGAUUUAUGCCUCCAGUAUGAGGAGCUCAAAGAUCUUUUUGGUGGUUGAAUUUCAUACAAAUUGACCAAAUAUUCAGGUUUUAAUAGUGCAAUUUUUUGUGCCGUUUGGCAAAUUUAUUCAUCUCUACUUCUAUACAAUUUUGGGAGUGAAAGUGGUGGAUAGAUUUAUCCAGUUUAAUAAAAAUUACAUUAUUUUAGCAUGACAAACAGUAUUUAUUUACUAGUGAUAGUAACCUAAUGAUAAAAUUGUUGGCAGGCAGGCUGUGACAGUGGAACUAAAUAUUAAGUUUUAGUUACUGCACGGUAUCCAGCCUUAAAUAUAUUACACUUACGAUUACUGGUCUCAAGGAGAAUGGUUAGUUUUGUUUUCCCAGGAAUCUUUGAUGUUUCCUGAGGGGAAGUCUGGGGAAACAGAGAGAUUAGAGGGAAAACAAAAUCAGCUGGAACAAAGGAACAGUUAUUGUUCUGUUAUAUAGAUGGAGUUUUAAGCGUAAAGUAAUAAGGCAAGAAGAAUUUCCCCCAUGGGCAGAUCUAGGGGCAGGGGGUAGGGCAUGUGCACCCCCUGAGAUGAAGCCUUCUGCUGCAUAUUUGCGUUAAAAAUUUGUUUACCUCACCAUUAAGGAGUGGCAUAACUGACUGGUGCACCCCCUCCUAAGAAAAUCCUGGAUCGGCCCCUGACCGAAGUCACAAUAACCCCUAGUUAGUGGGAGACGAGGUGACAAUAUUGCUUAAGUUGUGGCCUGCCAGGUGACAUUUUAGAAUUUGCCACAUGACCAUAAAUCAACCAAUAAGAGUUUGUUAGAGUCAACAGAACUCCAACUAUGUAACAAUAAAUUAUUAGAUUUGUUACACUUGUGAGCAAAAGGUGGAUGACUAUGGUAGAAAUUAUUUUCAGUAUAAAUACAGUACAUUAAAUGAUGUAUUUCUGUUGUACCAUAUUUUUACAUGUGAAAAUUGUAAUUCAAAAUCAUGUAGCAUUACACAUUAUAGUGUACUGUUCAACUGCUGUCAAUUACAGUUUUGUUUCACAAUGGCAAG